CGGCUGCCGCUGCCUGACGGGCUUCGGCCCCCUAGCUCGCCGCGACCCUUCCGCGAGCGCAAGCCCGAGCCAUGCUGCUCCUGGCCGUCGCCUUCAUCGUGGCCUUCGUCCUCCUCCUCUACAUGGUGUCGCCGCUCAUCAGCCCCAAGCCCCUCAAGCUGACCGGCGCUCACGUCGUGGUAACUGGAGGCUCCAGUGGAAUUGGAAAAAGUAUUGCUAUUGAAUGUUAUAAGCAAGGUGCUUUCAUAACACUAAUUGCAAGGGAUGAGAACAAGCUGUUGCAGACAAAGAAGGAAAUAGAAAAGUAUUGUGUUAAUGACAAGCAGGUUGUACUGUGUAUUUCUGUUGAUAUAUCUAAAGACUACGAACAGGUGGAGAAUGUUCUAAAACAGGCUCAGGAGAAGCUGGGGCCAGUUGACAUGCUUGUAAACUGUGCAGGAACAUCAGUUACAGGAAAAUUUGAGGAUAUUGAAGUGAAUGCUUUUGAAAGAUUAAUGGCAGUCAAUUAUCUGGGUAGUGUUUACCCGAGUCGAGCAGUAAUCGCUACCAUGAAGGAACGAAGAAUGGGAAGGAUUGUGUUUGUAUCAUCUCAGGCUGGACAAUUAGGUCUAUUUGGUUAUACAGCUUAUUCUCCAACAAAGUUUGCUCUUCGAGGGUUGGCUGAAGCGCUGCAAAUGGAGGUAAAACCUUAUAAUAUCUACGUAACGGUGGCCUUUCCUCCAGAUACUGACACACCUGGCUUUGCAGAAGAAAGUAAAACAAAGCCCUUAGAGACGAAGCUAAUUUCUGAAACCUCAUCUGUUUGCCAAGCAGAACAAGUCGCCAGAGUUAUAGUCAAAGAUGCCAUAGAGAACGUACAAGAGAGAGGGAAAGAGAGGAAGAAAGGUAGAGAGAUAGAGAUAGAGGGAAGAUCCGGAUCACCACCCUGGGUUUCAGCAACGUCUCUGGUCCAGUCCCUUCGGAUGCAAGGGAACUUUAACAGCUCAGUUGGAUCAGAUGGUUACAUGCUAUCAAUAGUGACAAGUGGAAUGUCACCAGUCACUUCUAUUACUGAAGGUCUUCAGCAGGUUGUUUGCAUGGGCAUUUUUCGCAUCAUUGGCCUAUUUUACCUAGGAAGUUUUGACAGCAUAAUUCGUCGCUGCAUGAUGCAAAGGGAAAAAUCUGAAAGUGCAGAUAAAACUGAGUAAUCUUUACUCUGAAUUGAAAGAAGAACGUCAAACAGUCUUGGACAGCUUGCUGCUUAAGUGGGACUCAGUUUUUCUCCUGAAGGAUUUAGACUGGAAGUACUUGCAUGUGUGACAGAUGAGUCCCCUCAAAAGCUAUGAAAGAAAACAGAAGUACAACUCCAGAAAAUGUCAAACUAUGCAAAAGUGUGAAUGAGGAUUAGAUUUUUUUUUUUUUUGUGAUUUGAGUUGGAGAGAAUUUGGGGAACUUGUAAGUGAUCUGCAGACUAGAAUUUGAGAAUAGACUAUGUGCGGUAAUUCUGGACAAAUGCUUAAGUUUUCUCACUUUGGUGCUUAUGGACAAAAUAGAUACCAUGACAGACUGGACUGAAGUCGACUGAAGUCCCCUGAACAAGUUGGUAUCUUUUGCUAAUGUUUUGGGGCUGUUUUUAAUUUAGAAUGUUAACUUUUCCUUUGGCCAAUCUACAGAUCCUUCUGAAAAUGACAGCUUUCCUUAUUCUAUCCAACAUGCAACUGUGGAAACCUCAAGAUGGCAGAUACUUUUGUGUGAUCGAAGCUUUCUCAGUCUGGGAGUAAUUAAAAAGUAUGGUUUAAUAUAGGCAUACUUUCUAAAGGGAGAUGAAGAACCCGUUCCCACAAAGAAAUGCUAGGAGAUGUGAUUGGGUCUGUAGCUAUUCCGGCCUUUGAAGUAUGUUGUGAACAAAAAAAAAAAUCAAACCAGUAUCAAGUGUGUUGAUUAUGACUUUCAGCAUUUUAAGCCAUUGAAAUAAUGUACAAUUUUUACAGAUACUUACUUUUCCUUAUCUGCCGGUUUUUGCUCGGGAAAGGAAAGUAGCUUAAUGCUACUGUUAUGCACAUUAUUUUUCAAAGCUGCAAAUGAUGAGCCAAAGCACUAGUUGAUGAUAGAAUCAAUAGUAAAUAAAAUGCCAGGCUCUUCCAGUAGCAGGAAUGUAGCUUUUUGGG
Messenger RNA from Gymnogyps californianus (California condor), 2147 nucleotides. RefSeq names its product 3-ketodihydrosphingosine reductase (gene KDSR). Gene Ontology annotation, cellular component: endoplasmic reticulum membrane. The transcript is spliced from 11 exons. Lineage: Eukaryota; Metazoa; Chordata; Aves; Accipitriformes; Cathartidae. Bases 72 to 1187 code for a protein of 371 amino acids. Gene Ontology annotation, biological process: sphingolipid biosynthetic process. Gene Ontology annotation, molecular function: 3-dehydrosphinganine reductase activity. The record is from RefSeq and is a predicted model, not a curated record.